Molecule: messenger RNA, 1119 nt
Organism: Suillus clintonianus
Lineage: Eukaryota; Fungi; Basidiomycota; Agaricomycetes; Boletales; Suillaceae
Exons: 1
Biological process (GO): DNA integration; DNA recombination
Molecular function (GO): DNA binding
Source: RefSeq, a predicted model, not a curated record
CCCUCCCCCUUAAGACCCCACUGCUUAGCUCGCGAAAGACUGCACAAAUGGACCCCAGCAGGAGCCAACACGCGCCUUCCAACCAACAGCCACACAGAAGCCCACAUAUCAGAAGAACAACUAGACCGCAUCCUACAAGUCAUGGGGUCUUCGUGGGCACAAUCCACGAAGGAGACCUAUGGGGCGGGACUACUAGUAUUCCACGUAUAUUGUGAUUCGCAGAAGAUACCGGAAACUCAGCGCUGCCCAGUUUCCCCCACCAUCCUUCUAUCCUUCCUAGCAAGCUGUGCAGGCUCCUACUCAGGCACUGCGCUCGCCAACUAUACCGCAGGCUUGAAAGCCUGGCACCUGCUCCACGGGCGCCCCUGGAUCGUCAACGCGAAGGAACUCAAAGCAGUCCUAGACGGCGCCACAGCGCUAGCACCAGAAUCAUCCAAAUGUUCAAAGCGAGAACCGUUUACCGUAAAUAUCCUUUCCACCAUACGCACCUUCCUUAAUUUAGACGACCAUCGAGACGCCGCUAUCUUCGCCUGCAUCACCACAACCUUCUACGCCAUCGCGAGGUUGGGAGAAUUCACCGUCCCUACGAUAAAGUCGUUCGACCCGGUGAAACACAUAUCACGCUGCCACGUUUCCACCACAGUAGACCGCAAUGGUCUCCCAGUCACCAAGUUCCACUUACCAACCACGAAAGCAUCUCCAGUCACCGGAGAAGAUGCUUUCUGGUCAGCACAAGAAGGACCAUCGGAUCCGCAGACAGCGUUAGAGAACCAUCUCCGCAUCAACCCCGCUAGCGAGCUAACGCACUUAUUCGCCUGGAAACAUCCCAAAGGAAUGAGACCUCUCUCCAAAAGAGAGGUGACGAAGAGACUCGCGUCUGUCGCCCAAACAGCCAGCCUCCCCGAUCUCAAAGGGCACGGCUUGAGAAUUGGGGGCACGCUAGAAUACCUGCUGAGGGGGGUCCCAUUUGACGUCGUCAAGUCCAUGGGGAGAUGGUCCAGUGACGCCUUCACUAUCUACCUCAGAGAUCACGCAGUCGUCAUCGCGCCUUAUAUCCAAGCUCUAACUCCAGCGCUCGAGCCGUUAUCUCGCCCGUCAAUGCCUCCAGUACGACGGUAA